AUGGCCUCACCCACUCAAUCUGAGCGCCGCUGGGAUGGGCUCCCGGAUGAGAUCCUGCUCCAGAUCCUUUGCUAUCUCGAACCUCACAACCUACCAAGGCUUCAACUCGUCUCACGCAGACUCAGAGAAGUCUGUCUUGACCAUGAGCUGUGGAAACGCCACUGUUUCGAGCGUUCACCAUGGUAUCACUUCCUCCAGAACCGCCGGAAGAUUUUUGCUACUUCUGCCGAGUCCAAGCUGGGCAAGGCUAAAUGCCCAGAUGUAAGCGACUAUGAUCUACUCCCAGACGCAGAUGAACCUCCAAGGCCAGCCAAGGUGCAUCUCGAGUUCCUCCAGGACAUGGCCAACUGGGAUCCAGCAUUCCCUGGUGAGCACGUCUCGUGGUAUGACGAGUACAUUCAACGCCAGGGACCGACAUGUGUCAACUGGCUCGAGACGCCGCGUGUCAGAGUUGGAGGUUUGCAGCACCUCAUCGAGGUCAGGGGCAUGGCUCUCUACAACCCAAACAACGGAGACGAUGGUCUUGGCAGCAUCUUGGCUGUCUCCCCCUUGGACGAUGGGUCUGUCUGUCUGUGGGAUGUCAACGGAAGCCGAGGGAAAAGGGGAGGAAUCGUGGCCACGAGCAGACCCGACAUUCUCUUCUUUGACGGCAGGGGAAACCAGAACACGAGGCGGUCCAAGAAGAUCGACACGGGUGUCACAGAGUGUGUUAGCGUCAGCAACAGCAACCACAAGGCUGUCUUUGCUGUGCAGAGUCACCUCAUUGAAGUCGAUCUCAACCGUCUUGAGGUAGUCAAGCGAGAUUCCUUCGAGUGGUCCAUCACAACCUUGUCACAGAUCCAAGACGGAGUACCCUUGACAGUCGGCACUUCAUUGGGCAUACACCUACACGACUUUCGAGCACCAUCAAAGGUACACGAUGAGGUUGUGGAGCGUCUCGAUGACCGCAGCCUGGAGGAAGAUAAUCCCUUCAAGGCCAUCUUUGACCCAAACCCACUGCCGCCGUACGCCUCACUGUCUCAGCCAACGCCGACCAGCAUUCUCCACCUGCCCCGGCCAGCGGGUGAUGAGAUGGUGUCGGACGACAUCUACGUGUCGGGACGGUUUUCCAACAUUCUGCAUUACGAUCGACGCCAGUUUCCCAAGAUCAUGGGCUCCAUCUACUCAGGAUCGAGGCUAUCCAGCCUGGCAGCCCUGCCUUACCCCUUCUCUACUGUGGAUCACGAGGUGCGCCGUCGGGGCGAGCUCUCGGCCGAGAGAGUUGAAGAAUGCAAGACGUCUGAGAAUGGCCGUACACUGAUUGCCGGCGGAGAGUACAAGACCAAGGGCUCUCUGGAGCUGUAUGGCUUGGGGUCUAUUGCCUUUUCGGACGGGGCCGGGCAAAUCAAGUGGUUCGAGAGGGACGGAUACACCGAGUGCCGAAGGAUCAAGAUCGGGCACAGCGACUUGCAGACGCAGGCGUCGCUCUUUGCCUCGAUGCCGGGCUCCGACGACCUCGCACGCAAGAUCUUGUCGACCAAGCGGGGGUCCAAGCCGGACCGGCCCAACGAGGACAACCUCCUGUUCUGGACGGGUGAGAAGCUUGGGAUGAUCAGUUUCACGGGAGCUCCGCUCUUCGCGCCGGAGGACUUUGACGAGGACAGGACCGGGGAGGCUGCGGAGGAUGAGCAGAAGAGACGGGUGUAUUCACAGCGGAUGCGGGAGGCUCUGGAACGGCAGGCUGACGAGGCACGGUUCGUACAAGGUCUUGGCCUGCCAGCGGGGGACAGAAAACACCGAACUCGCAGGUAG
Molecule: messenger RNA, 1791 nt
Organism: Fusarium vanettenii 77-13-4
Lineage: Eukaryota; Fungi; Ascomycota; Sordariomycetes; Hypocreales; Nectriaceae
Exons: 4
Coding region: 1-1791 (596 amino acids)
Biological process (GO): protein polyubiquitination
Molecular function (GO): protein binding
Source: RefSeq, a predicted model, not a curated record